Messenger RNA from Ostertagia ostertagi, 438 nucleotides. The record is from the annotation of a GenBank genome assembly. NCBI's taxonomy places the organism in Eukaryota, Metazoa, Nematoda, Chromadorea, Rhabditida, Trichostrongylidae.
AUGUCGGGUAUAGCUACGCAAGUGUAUGCAUUAUCUCGUCUGACGCUUGCAUUAUUCGAAGAUUCUGGAUGGUACAAAGUGAACUACGAAAAGUGUUGUUUCAGCAAAGCUGAAGACAUGCCGUGGGGUCGCAAUCUCGGCUGUGGAUUCGCCAAGCAAAGCUGUCUGACGUGGAUGAGAAGGAAUAAAGAGAAUCCGUAUCCCUUUUGCAACACAUACGAUGACGCUAGGUGUAGUACAUCGCGUAGAGCAAAGGUACGAUGCAACUUAGUUCAAGACUCGAAAAUUCUUCCACAAGAAUACAAUUACAACGUCAAGAACAUGUAUCAUGACAAGAAAGGCCAAAAUGUUGUUGGGUAUGGGGCGGUUGAAGUGGCAGACUACUGUCCCUAUUAUAGAGUAAGUUAUGGUUACUGUAUUGCACACGGACCAACAUAA